CUUCUUUUGCCAGAAGUUCUGCGGGAGGUCGGUAGCGAAUGCCCUGAGGAGAUGAGCCAUGGAUGUCGUUUCAUCGUUUCGAUGCGCAGACUUCAUCGGCCGACGUGACACGUCCUCCACCAGUGGGACUCGUUGACUUGCGGCUGUGGCUCUUGUUCGCACUGCUGACAAGAGGAGCUCGUAAAGUAGGAGCUGUACAGCAUCCUACGAGAACUAGCAGAGUGGACAAUGGCGGCGCCGGACACGCGGGCGUGCUGGCCAGUGGCGGCCUCUGUCGCCGUCUUCGUCUUCUUCGGCACGAUGUUGGUCAGGUCCGAGUCCAUCAUGUACGUGGGAUUCAUGGACAUGCUUCACGUCAACCGAGAGAAAGCAUCGUGGCCCCUCACGGUCGCCAUCGUCACGUCGCAACUCUCGGGACCCUUGUACGGUUUGCUCGGCAUGUGGCUUUCGGACACUGUUCUGAUGGUGGCUGGCGCGCUGCUGUGCGCGCUACCUGUGAUGGCCUGCGCCCUGACACAGAGCCUUGGACUCGUCGUUUUCCUGUACGGCAUUCUCUUUGGCCUUGGCUUGGCCUGCGUCGAUUUGGUGCCGUUCACGGUGGUGGCUCGGCACUUCGUUCGCUACCGUGCACGGUUAUGGGAUCAGUGUUCGUGGUGACCGCAGCAUCAGGAUUCAUCUUCCCCCUGGUUGUUGAGGCACUGCGGAAGGCGCUCCAGUUCCACUACGUACUGCUUACACUAGGAACCCUGGAACUGACCAUGCUUUUGGGCUGCAUCUAGCGUGGACCGGGUACCCCGAAGCGACGACGCUGCCUCCCGUUCCAACGGCUACG
Messenger RNA from Rhipicephalus sanguineus (brown dog tick), 832 nucleotides. RefSeq names its product monocarboxylate transporter 2-like. The record is from RefSeq and is a predicted model, not a curated record. The coding region runs from base 229 to 657 and encodes 142 amino acids. Gene Ontology annotation, molecular function: monocarboxylic acid transmembrane transporter activity. Lineage: Eukaryota; Metazoa; Arthropoda; Arachnida; Ixodida; Ixodidae. The transcript is spliced from 4 exons.